AUGGACAACUCCGUGGGGUCCAGCCAAGGAUGGCUGACCGGAGGUCCGGCGAGGCACCGGGAGCGGCACGUCGGCGGCGAGGGGCUUGCGGGUCACGCGAGGCAAGGCGGAGGCGUCGGGCUCUGGUGGUGCAGCAGCAGGGAUGGUGCCGACGUUGCAGGUGCUUGGCGCGGCAACCAGCGGCGUCGAGCGGAUCGGCACGGGCUGAGGUGGAGUUGGGGCGCUCGGGUCGCGGAGGUGGCUGGUGUCGCGGUGGCGCGGCUCCGGCUGGGGUGCGUUGGGCUGAGGCGAGCAGCGACGGUGCUGGCUCCGGCGACGUCGGGCAACGGAUCCGGAGUUGCAGGCGUUGGCUGGGCCGUGCUCAGCGCUGAUCGCGGGUUGCAGAGACGCGGAAGCGUCGGGCUCCGAGCAGAUGCGCGGGCUGGGCGACGCUUGGCGUCAGGCGGGGCAGCGACGGCGUCUGGCGGAGGCGCGGCGAUGCUCAGGGGGAGCGGCGAGACCGGUGGCAGGGCGUCGGUGACAGUGCUGGGCUGUUGGUCGCGGUGGGCUUCAGCCCCAAGCGUCGUCGGGGCGAGGUCAGGAGCGGCGGGCUUCGUCGGAGCUCCGGCGUCGGAUCUCCGCGAGUUGCAGCGCGCGGGUGAGGAGUGGAUUUGGGGAAGAUGA
Messenger RNA from Eucalyptus grandis, 663 nucleotides. RefSeq lists its product as uncharacterized. Lineage: Eukaryota; Viridiplantae; Streptophyta; Magnoliopsida; Myrtales; Myrtaceae. The coding region runs from base 1 to 663 and encodes 220 amino acids. The transcript is spliced from 2 exons. The record is from RefSeq and is a predicted model, not a curated record.